CACCAGCUUCCUCAAUUGAAUCUUCACAGUAGGACCGAGAAAGAGAAAUUGACACAGAAUAACCAUCAUGAGGUUUUUCCACUUCCAGAGAUUACUCGUCAACCUGUUGAUGCCCUGAAUGAAACUCAGUCCCGUCUUGCUAGUAGACUGUCGCUGCAGUCACAGUCUAUCACAAGUUUGACUACUCCCAAAUAUACCUCUUCGUCUAUUGCUAAUUUGCUUAAUGAUAUGUCAACGCCACAUCCAACGGAUUCGUUCAAGAACCACACUUCACCGCAUUCUAUUGCUAGUACUACUCCUACAAAUAACCAUAAUGAAAAGUUCCAUGCACAUGAAGAAACGGUCCACAAUCCAGAAGUGUUUCUGUUUUUUGAUCAGGAAGACUUGAACUUGCUUGCAUCUGAUUUGAACAACAUCGUCAGUAACAUAAUGUAUGAACUAAACUUUGAGGACAAGUUCGCCAAGCACAGAAACGAAGGUGACUACUCCGACAACUCAUUCAAAUCCACGCCUACAUCUCCUCCACAGCAAAAGGACGCAGCUAUUCCUAGGAAUAUACCUUUUGACUACAUCAAGGUUAAAAAGAGCCACGAGAAAUUGUAUCUUGAAGAGUUCUACAACGAGUUUUCUCAAAUAAUUCUUCCUUUCAGUUCGUUUGAUCCUGAUUCGAAGAAGUACUUCAAUCCGGCUAGAGAUAUAAUCCUUAGAAGCGCUUCCAACGAAUCAUUUCUCUUAGCAGCUGUUCUUGCGCAGGGUGCAAAGCUCUCUUUUCAAAAGAACAAUGUCCUGGAAGAUGAAGGGGCCUAUUGUAAUUAUUUGGCUAAAUGUCUAAAAUUGCUUGGCCCUGCUUUGGAAAGUGGUGCUGAGAGUUUGAACUCUAAUAUUGAAUCCGUAUUGUUGACUGUAUUAUUAUUGACUGCCGCAAAUGCUUCCAACUCAAAACAGGAUUGGAGACCUCAUCUUAAAGGUGCAAAAGAUAUCCUUUUGAAAACAUCGGCAAAUAAUUUCAAAAAUUCCAAUGUUUUAAUAUUCUGUAAAUCGUGGUUUGUGACAUUAGAAAUUUUGGCAGGUACAAGCUCUAAAUUAGGUGGUACUUUGGCAUCUGAGGAGGAGAUAGACUCCUUGAUAACCUCAGAUAACGAGUAUGAAACUUCCGUGUUAAAGGAGCUUGGAAUAGUUUUGGAUAAUGGCUAUAAUAUCAUGGGUGGAUAUCACAAUGACUGCGUUGGUCUAUUCAGAGAAUUGAUCAAGGUUUUGGCUAGAAAGAGAAAACAGGGGAAGGAUUUCAAGUUCGACAAUUCAUUUGACUAUAUUAAAUUGUUCUCAGAGUUUUACAAGUAUUCAGAAGUGGAGUUCAUCAACAAGAAGUGCAUUCUUACACCGGAAGAGUUUGAUAUUAAGAAUUCAAAGAAUUCUCCAUUGGUUGAUGUUCUAAACUUGGAUUCAUCAACUGUAAUUAUCAGUUGGAUGGACACUACUCACCAAUGUUAUGUGAUGGCAGCGUUAAUCACAAUCCUUACCACAUGUUUCGGAGAGCCAUUCAAUUCGCCUCAGGUACAAUUUCUUGCAAACAGAACUAUAUCGUUUAUGUCAUUUUUGACAAUGGCGCCAGAGGCGCCUAGGCUGAUUAUCAAAUGUGCUUUGAUGAUGAUUCAAUGGCCCAUGUUGGUAGCAGGUAUGAAUUGUAUAGAGGAGGAUGGUAAAUUUAUUUUGAUGAAAUUUUUUAGAUUCUCUUCUCAAGUUGGUUCUGGAGGUGCAAGUUAUGCUUUAAAGAGAAUUAGCAACAUAUGGAGUCGACAUGAAAAGGGCAUAAGCGAUUCAGAGUCUGAAGAUGACAAGGCUGUGGAUCUUGUAUCAUAUUAG
This is a messenger RNA of Scheffersomyces stipitis CBS 6054, 1863 nucleotides long. RefSeq names its product Lys143p (gene LYS143). The annotation marks the transcript as partial. Gene Ontology annotation, cellular component: nucleus. Gene Ontology annotation, molecular function: transcription cis-regulatory region binding; DNA-binding transcription factor activity. NCBI's taxonomy places the organism in Eukaryota, Fungi, Ascomycota, Pichiomycetes, Serinales, Debaryomycetaceae. The transcript has 4 exons. The record is from RefSeq and is a predicted model, not a curated record. Gene Ontology annotation, biological process: positive regulation of transcription by RNA polymerase II.